AUGGAGGGCAGUAAUGAUAACCACAACAACAUCGCCGCCGGGAUUUCCAAUCAUCCGUACUUCCACAUCGGCUACGCGUGUGUCUUGCUCCUCGCCGUCUCGGCCGCGAUGACAUGGGGGACGCCCCCCUACCUCUCCUCUCUCAUCGUGCUCAUCAUGGUCACGGGAUACGCGACUUUCGUCCCGAGUCGGCGCCGAUACGAAGGACUUGCAUCCGAUUCGGGGCGCACACUCCUCCCAAUCUUUGAGCCAUUUAAGGGAUACGGAGGCACCACUAUCGCCGGGCUUCGCCGACCAUCAUGCAUCCGGCGCCUCGGCUCGUCGGAGACGCUGCCAGGGACGAUGUCGGAAACGCAGUCGGAGGAGGUGCUGUCCUCGGGGACGCUGUCGGGAACGUUGUGGGGAACGCUGUCAGGAAAGCUGUCGGGGGAGCGAUCCUCGGAGACGCUGUCAGGGGAGCUGUCGGGGAAGCGGUCCUCGGAGACGCUGUCCUCGGGGACGCUGUCGGAGACGCUGUGGGAGACGCUGUCGAGGAAGCUGUCGGGGAAGCGGUCUUCGGAAACGCUGUUCUCUGAGACGCUGUCGGCGGCAAAUCCGGACGUACCCAGCAGCGAGGUCUGCCAAGCGGAUAUGCUCCUCUGGAAGUCGUGGGUGAAGGAGCUGGACGCGAAGCGGGAAACACAGUCGGCGGCGGAUCCGGACCCGUACUCAGGUAGCAGCGAGGUCUGCCAGGCGGAGAUGCUAGAUCCGUACGCGCGCAGCCGCGAGGUCUGCCAUGCGCAGAUGGGCGUCUGUCAGGCGUUGAAGAAGGACUUGGAGGCGGAGCGGGAAACGCUGCGGCGCACGGCGCAGGAGUGCUACCGUCGGCAUGCGAGCGCCGCGGGCACGUUCGCCUUUGGGCCGGAACACUCGACGCAGAAGAGCGGGUACGGCUGGCUCCAGAAUGAAGGGCCGGCGUGGUGGGCGGCGGAUCGGGCGCUGCAGGAGAAAACAGAGGAGAUUCGGGAGGUCGAGAGGAAGAUGAGGGCGUUGAAGGAGGAGAUCGAGGCUUUGUUUUGGAAGAGCUGUGGCUGA
Drepanopeziza brunnea f. sp. 'multigermtubi' MB_m1 is the source of this 1074-nucleotide messenger RNA. RefSeq lists its product as uncharacterized. NCBI's taxonomy places the organism in Eukaryota, Fungi, Ascomycota, Leotiomycetes, Helotiales, Drepanopezizaceae. The record is from RefSeq and is a predicted model, not a curated record.